This is a messenger RNA of Cannabis sativa, 2598 nucleotides long. Its product is annotated as protein NSP-INTERACTING KINASE 2. Gene Ontology annotation, biological process: protein phosphorylation. NCBI's taxonomy places the organism in Eukaryota, Viridiplantae, Streptophyta, Magnoliopsida, Rosales, Cannabaceae. The transcript is spliced from 4 exons. The coding region runs from base 235 to 2283 and encodes 682 amino acids. The record is from RefSeq and is a predicted model, not a curated record. Gene Ontology annotation, molecular function: ATP binding; protein kinase activity; receptor serine/threonine kinase binding.
AAAUAAAUUCUACUCUCUCCUCUGCUCUGGUUCUGUCACUAGAGAAGCUAACAAAGCUCUCUGCUAUUUCAGUUUCUUCUCUCUUAACCAUUUUUUCAAGAAGCCAAAAAGGGAUUUCUCUCUAGGUGAAGAAGAACAUCCUAUUAAUUCUCUGUUUUGUGUAUUUUUCCUUUUUAACAUUAAAAAAGCCAGUAAAACAAACCCAAAACAGAGAGACAGAGACAGAAACCAGAGAUGAGUUUCACUGUCUUUCUUUUCUCCAUUCUCAUUUUCAUCACGAACCCCAUUUGGGUUUGUGGUAAUGCAGAGCUUGGAGCACUCAUGAACAUCAAAGCUAGUUUAGACCCUGAAGGUUUGUACCUUUCUUCAUGGGCCGUUAAUGGAGAUCCUUGUGAUGGCUCAUUCGAUGGUGUAGCAUGCAAUGGUUUGGGACGUGUGGCUAACAUUUCACUUCAGGGGAAGGGACUCUCUGGCAAGCUCUCUCCUGCCAUUGCUGGCCUCACUCACUUGACUGGCCUUUAUCUGCACUAUAACACUUUGUACGGAGAGAUACCAAAAGAAAUCUCCAACCUCAGAAAUCUCACAGAUUUGUAUCUCAAUGUUAAUAAUCUCUCUGGCCAGAUUCCUCCUUCGAUUGGAAACAUGGCCAACUUGCAAGUUUUACAGCUGUGCUACAAUCAGUUGACUGGAAGCGUACCUACUCAACUGGGAUCUCUAAAGAAACUCACUGUCCUUGCCUUGCAAUCUAACCACCUCACUGGAGCAAUACCAGCAAGUUUAGGAGAUGUGGAAAUGUUAAUGAGGCUAGAUUUGAGUUUCAACCAUCUCUUUGGCUCCAUCCCCAUUAAACUAGCUGAUGCCCCUUUGCUAGAAGUUCUUGACAUUAGAAACAAUAGUCUUUCCGGCAGUGUUCCUCUUGCUUUAAAGAAACUUAAUGAAGGAUUCGGAUAUGAAAACAAUCUCGGAUUAUGUGGAAGUGGAUUUGCAGCAUUGAACCCUUGUAACUCUUCAGAUCAUGUUAAUCCAAAUAGACCUGAACCAUUUGGCACUGGCUCAGCUGGUUUGCCAACAAGAGACAUACCAGAGACAGCAAAUGUUAAGCUGCCUUGCGGUGAAACUGGGUGUUCGAAUGUGUCGAGAUCCCAUCAAGCCUCUUUCGUUGUUGGUACUGUGGCAGUAUCUAUUGCAUUGUUAGCCAUAGGAAUUCUAUCUUUCACUCAAUAUCGUCGGAGGAAGCAGAGGCUCGCGACCUCUUUAGAGGUUGCUGAGGGACGGCUUAGUACUGACCAUCAAGCUAAAGGGAUGGUUAGGAAAAAUGGAUCCCCUCUUAUCAGCCUAGAGUAUUCUAAUGGUUGGGAUCCUUUGGCUGAUGGAAAGAAUAUGAGUGCAUUUGCUCAAGAAGUUUUCCACAGCUUUCGGUUCAAUUUGGAUGAGGUUGAGGCUGCUACUCAUUACUUCUCAGAAGUGAAUUUGUUGGGAAAGAGUAACUUUUCUGCAACUUAUAAAGGGAUAUUGAGAGAUGGGUCACUGGUUGCUAUCAAGGGCAUUGGUAAAUCAUGCUGUAAGUCAGAGGAUGCUGAGUUCUUGAAAGGGUUGAACAUGUUGACCUCAUUGAGGCAUGAGAAUCUAGUUAAGCUAAGAGGGUUUUGUUGCUCAAGAGGCCGCGGCGAGUGCUUUCUCAUCUACGAUUUCGUGCCUAAUGGAAACUUACUGCAAUAUCUUGACGUGAAGGAUGGUGAUGGUGAGGUCCUUGAAUGGUCAACUAGAGUUUCUAUUGUCAAGGGCAUUGCCAAAGGUGUAGCUUUUCUACAUGCAUUCAAGCCAAACAAACCUGCUCUUGUCCAUCAAAACAUCUCAGCCGAGAAGGUCCUCAUCGACCAGCGGUUCAACCCGCUGCUCUCAAAUUCCGGCCUGCAUAAGCUUCUUACCAAUGAUGUUGUCUUCUCAGCACUCAAGGCUUCCGCCGCCAUGGGCUACUUAGCUCCAGAGUACACUACCACCGGCCGUUUUACAGAGAAAAGCGAUGUCUAUGCAUUUGGGGUGCUAGUACUCCAAAUUCUCUCUGGGAAACGGAAAGUUUCCAACUCAAUCCGUGUUGGAGCCGAAUCAGGCAGAUUCCAAGACUUCAUUGAUUUGAACCUCCAAGGCAGAUUCUUUGAAUAUGAAGCUUCAAAGCUUGCAAAGAUUGCUCUGUUAUGUACUCACGAAUCACCCAUUGAGAGGCCCUCCAUGGAAUCAGUUGUUCAAGAGUUGAGUACCUGCAGUAGCUGCUUGAGUCUCUGAUUCAACCAUUAUUUGGUAAUGGUGAAAAGCUAGAGAUAUGACUCUUACUAACUUGGCUUACUGGUAGUUAUAUAACUGUAGGAGUUUCCUUUUUUUCUUUACUCCAUGUUUUGGAAUUGGAAUGUCCUUUUCUUUAGGACCAAAUUAGCUUUGUUGGGAAGUGUUAAAUCUUGGGGUUCUAUUGUAGAAUGGAUAUGCAUUGUUUUUGGGGGCUCUUUUCUUCUGUAAUCACCUAUUUUGUGUACUGAGAUAAUUGGCUUGUAAAGAGGUGAACUUUGUCCUCCAUUAACAAAGCUUUUGACCUAUUAAUUUAUU